This is a messenger RNA of Hippoglossus stenolepis (Pacific halibut), 2432 nucleotides long. It is a transcript of the gene pgfb, whose product is annotated as placental growth factor b. The transcript has 7 exons. Gene Ontology annotation, molecular function: vascular endothelial growth factor receptor binding; chemoattractant activity; growth factor activity. Lineage: Eukaryota; Metazoa; Chordata; Actinopteri; Pleuronectiformes; Pleuronectidae. Gene Ontology annotation, cellular component: membrane. Gene Ontology annotation, biological process: response to hypoxia; induction of positive chemotaxis; positive regulation of angiogenesis. The record is from RefSeq and is a predicted model, not a curated record. Bases 627 to 1118 code for a protein of 163 amino acids.
GCAAAGUGUGUGUGUUUCUGCCGACUGGAGCCCAGAGCUGGAAAGGAAACUGAAACUGUCGGUGCAACUACGCGCUCUGUGUGUUUGUGUAUAUAUAUGUGUGUGUUUGUGUUUUGUACUGGAUCAUCACUUGAAUAUUUUGGAUUGAGAAGAAUUUGAACUUUUUCUCGCCUGAAACUGUCUCCAGCUUUUUUUUUUUUUUUCACGCAACUUUUUUUGACUUUAAAACGUGGAACUUGUAUUUAUUUUUUAAACCCGUAUUAUAUUGGUUUCGUCCCAGCACCUCCUGCUUGCCCCUGGGGCCCUUAUUCAUUAGUAAGCACCAUCCACUUCAUCAUCAGGUUACACGCAGCGGAGGAGCUACGUGACUGCGCUCAGUCACUCUCAGCUUGAACCAAACCCCGGGAGCAGCAGCAGCAGCUCCUCACGCAGCAUCACCACUUCUUUCCUUGGGACUUUAGUUUCUUUUUGUGGAUUGUUUCAUUUGUGUGUGUGUGUGUGUGUGUGUGUGUGUGUGUGUGUGUGUGUGUGUGUGUGUGUGUGUGUGUGUGUGUGUGUGCGUGCACCGGGAGCUGCCACCUCCCCCCUCCCCACCUCCAUCUCUCAGCACUCGCACACAUCACGACAUGAAACUGGGUCUGGUCCUGGAGGCUGCGGCGGCGCUGUAUCUGCUGCUCUCACCUGCACAGAGUCUACCUUUGGCGAACAUUAACCGUACAACUGAAGUGAUAUUGUUUCAAGAGGUGUGGAGUCGCAGCUUCUGCCGGACCAUCGAGAAGCUCGUGGAGGUGGUGCAGGAGUAUCCGACGGAGGUGGAGCACAUCUACAACCCCUCCUGCGUGCCACUGGUGAGGUGUGCAGGUUGUUGCGGGGACGAGAACCUGGAGUGUCAUCCAACCCGCACCACAAACGUCACCAUGGAGCUGUUGAAAAUCAGGCCAUCAGAGCAGGGUCAGGAAUAUGUUGAGAUGACGUUUGUGGAGCAUCAGACAUGUGAAUGUAGAGUCAGGAAACCUGUUGUGAUCGUUGAGAGGAAAAGACCAAGAGGGAGAGGACGGAAGAGAAAGGAGCGACAAAAAAACAAAGAAUGUGACAGGUGCCAGGUCCCGCGCAGGUAACUGCAGUGGUGACCCAACCCCCUGAUGCAGUGUGGCUCAUUAUUUAUUUCCAGCCCAGUGACGGCAUCAAGAGUCUCCUCCGCUCAUCUAUCAACACUGUGUCUGCAGCCAGAGACUCAGAGAGCUGGGUCGUCUUGCUGACGUGCCCUUCUGCUGUUGGGCAGAGCGUUUUGUAAUGACAAGGUUCAAAAGGAAGUGUGUUCUGAUUGGUGGAGACACUGCUGACACAAACGGAUAUCCCUGGGAGCCAGUGCAAUGUAGAAUCAAACCGACUGAUGCCUUUUCUUUUACACUAGUUAUUACUGUAUCAGUUAUUGUAAUUUGUCGAAUUCCUCUGUAUUUAAAGGUGGUUAAGUUUAAAAAUCUAUAUUUAUUGAUACAGGCGAAUAUAUUUGGACCAGCAACAUGUAUAAUGUUUGUCAUUCCUUCUUCAAACUUUAUCCAAGACACCUUGACUUGUCAAAACUGCAAAUGUUGGACUGAGUGUGCAGCUGCUUUGUACACCCUAAUAAUGAAAUGUCGCCCUCUAGUGUCUGUGGAAACAGUGUUCAAAACUGAUCUAUAUGAAAUUAUUUUUUUAAGGGGAAAUACAUGAAUAUAAUUAGACACAGGACAGUCACGAUCAAUCACUUCAUCCCAUUAUUGGCAUUAAUCGAUCAGUUAUUUAAGUCACAAUCCCAUAAUCAUUGAUUCUGGAUGAAUCCUCUAUAUGUCACGAGACCAAACAGGAGUUGUUUGUAUUUUGCUGCCAAUUCACAUCCGUAUAAGAGCAAUAUUUAUCAGAAAAGUUUAUCAGCUGACGACGUCCUCAGAAGAUUAUGUAUGAAUAAAUAUAUCAAGUUGACAAAUAUCCUAAUUGUUCUUUAAUCCUCUCUUUAUUGCUUUAUUGUGAGCAGGGUAGAAUAGUGAAUAAAACUGCUUUCUAAAUGAACAAAAUUCGGCCUUGUGAGAAAUCAGUUCACUUCACAAGACAACAGAUUUUGAUUUUGAUACCUUAUGUUUUUUUAUUACAUCACAAUGUUUUCACAGAUGAUAUAUAUUUAAAAAGAUAACAUGUCUGCUGGGUGGGCCCCAGUGACACGUGACUCACAUGAGCCCACAGCACAGGUGUCUUCCUCCAUAUGUGUUUCUUUUUUAAAUCCUGCAGUAAGGAAGGGAUCAACUGAAGUAGUUCUGUAAAACAAUGUGCUUUUGUUUUUCAUGUGCUUCGCAAAGAAAAUCUAUGAAAAUGUACAAAGUAACAUUUCUACUGUUUUUUAGCAUUUUAUUUCAUUUGAAUAUUUAUUUUGUAAUUAAAUUGUCAUGGUUGUCAGG